Amphiprion ocellaris (clown anemonefish) is the source of this 6330-nucleotide messenger RNA. Its product is annotated as NACHT, LRR and PYD domains-containing protein 12-like. NCBI's taxonomy places the organism in Eukaryota, Metazoa, Chordata, Actinopteri, Pomacentridae. Gene Ontology annotation, molecular function: protein binding. The transcript has 14 exons. The record is from RefSeq and is a predicted model, not a curated record. Bases 949 to 4317 code for a protein of 1122 amino acids.
GGUGGGACAGCAACCGCAGAUCUGAAGCAUCCAGCUCUGGGACCAGGGACACUCAGAGAAAGGACACAGGGAGAAACAGAGUGAAUGUGAUGCAGUAACGGUAUACAUACAUAUGCAUCAAAAAACAAAAACAGGAAUAACUGUGAGUAUCUGUGUUUUAUCUUUCAGCUGAACUUUUCUCACAAACAUUUUUCUUUCACUCCAGCACAAGUUGUUUUAUCAGAUACGUUUCAAUUCCAAGUUUUCUUUUCAGUGACAAACUUCUAGUGUUGUGACUCUGUUUGGACCCAGAAGUCAAUCACUGUAAAUCCAGACGUUCAUAAAAAUACGAUGAGACCAAAGAGGGUUUUGGGGAAAAACAAACGAGAUGUUGAGUUUGAUGUCAGAACAAGAUGGAGACUGUGGUGAAAACAUUAGAUUUAGAGUCUAACAGUGAACUGAAUGCAGAGUUGACGCUUCCUUCUCAGCGUCUACAUGGAUGUUAAAGUCACGACUUUAUCUGAAGUCAAUCAGCUGAGAACUCAGAUAAAAACUCAGAAAUUAACCAACACAACUGUUUUUUGUGUUUUCCAGUUGGGUGUGAGAGACUUAAAGUGAGGCUUUGAAACGAGUUCUAAGUUCAGCUUUCAGGUUAAUUAUUAAGAUGAUUGUUGAGUCUGACUGUAGCUGUGGGGAAAUCAGAUGUUUAUGACUGGGAGGGUUGAUUCUGUGUCCGAUAUGAAAACCACAAAGAGCUGACCUCUGAUCUGAGCAGGUUCAGACUGGUUGGUGCUUUGAGCUGUUUGGUUCCUGCAAAGCUGAAGAAGGAUGACGGUGGAGCUCGGGAGAGGAGCAGAAAGCUGUCUGACUGCAACAAACUGAGUGGCUGCAGGUUUUCACCAACAUGGAAAGAUCUGCUGGUUGGUGCUGGAAUUACUGAGCUGCUGGUUUUCCUCUCUGUCUACCAGGAUGCAUCAGAACCCAGGACCAGGACCAGGACCAGAACUCAGUCUUGUCUCCAUGAAGAGUGCUCACUCAAGGGGCGCCGCCAUGUUCUUUGAAAGACGACUGCAUUCUGCUGAGGAGGAGAUCCAUCAGAACCCAGGAACAGGACCAGAACCAAGACCAGGACCAGAACCCAGCUGUGUGUCUCUGAAGAGUGAUGGAUCAAUGGGUGACGUCAUCGACUUUAAAAGACGACAACGUUCUGCUAAAAAGAAGAUCCAUCAGAACCCACGACCAGGACCAGGACCAAGACCAGGACCAGGACCAGGACCAGGACCCAGCUGUGUGUCUAUGAAGAGUGAUGGAUCAAUGGGUGACGUCAUCGACUUUAAAAGGCAACAACGUUCUGCUGGAAAGAAGAUCCAUCAAAACCUAGAACCAGGACCAAGACCAGGACCAGGACCCAGCUGUGUGUCUAUGAAGAGUGAUGGAUCAAUGGGUGACGUCAUCGACUUUAAAAGGCGACAACGUUCUGCUGGAAAGAAAGUGGCCCAGCAGAACUCAGAGGUUAUCAGAGCUCAGUCUGACCAGCAGCAUCCCCUGGACUCCAUAUUCAUGCUGCUGGAGGACAACAUGGUGACUUUUGUGAAGAAGGAGCUGAAGAAGAUGCAGAAGGUUGUGAGUCCAGAUUACCCAGAAUGCUCAGAGAGUCAGAGGGAGGAUGAGGAGAAGUUGGAGGGUGAUGAUGAAGAUCAGAGGAGCAGCAGAGAGAUGUUUCAGCAGAUCACAGUGUUGUUCCUGAGGAGGAUGAAGCAGGAGAAGCUGGCUGACUGUCUGCAGAGCAAACUUGCUGCUGCAGUUUGUAGACGUGAACUUAAAUGUGGCCUGAAGAAGAAGUUCCAGAGAGUGUUUGAGGGCAUCGCUAAAGCAGGACAGCCGACCCUCCUGAAUGAGAUCUACACAGAGCUGUACAUCACAGAGGGAGGGACUGCAGAGAUCAAUGAUGAACAUGAGGUCAGACAGAUUGAAGCAGCAUCCAGGAAAGCAGACAGAGCAGAAAGAAGCAUCAGAGCAGAAGACAUCCUUAAAGUCUCACCUGGAAGAGAUGGACCAAUCAGAACAGUGACAACACAGGGAGUGGCUGGCAUCGGGAAAACAGUGUUAACACAGAAGUUGACUCUGGACUGGGCUGAAGACAAAAGCAACCAGGACAUCCACUUCAUGUUUCCAUUGACUUUCAGAGAGCUGAAUAUGCUGAAAGAGAGGAAGUUCAGUUUGGUGGAACUUGUUCAUCACUUCUUCAGCGAAACCAAAGCAGCAGGAAUCAGCAGGUUUGAAGACUUCCAGGUUGUGUUGAUCUUUGACGGUCUGGAUGAGUGUCGCCUUCCUCUGGACUUCCACAACAAUGAGGUCCUGACUGAUGUUACAGAGUCCACCUCAGUGGAUGUGCUGCUGACAAACCUGAUCAGGGGGAAGCUGCUUCCCUCUGCUCACCUCUGGAUAACCACACGGCCUGCAGCAGCCAAUCAGAUCCCUCCUGAGUGUGUGGACAUGGUAACGGAGGUCAGAGGGUUCACCGACCCACAGAAGGAGGAGUACUUCAGGAAGAGAUCCAGAGAUGAGGAGCAGGCCAGCAGCAUCAUCUCCCACAUGAAGACAUCACGAAGCCUCCACAUCAUGUGCCACAUCCCAGUGUUCUGCUGGAUCACUGCUACAGUUCUGGAGGAGCUGCUGAGAACCAGAGAGGGAGGAGAUCUGCCCAGAACCCUGACUGAGAUGUUCAUCCACCACCUGGUGGUUCAGGCCAAAAUCAAGAAGGUCAAGUAUGAUGGAGGAGCUGAGACAGAUCCACACUGGAGUCCAGACAGCAGGAGGAUGAUUGAGUCUCUGGGAAAACUGGCUUUCGAGCAGCUGCAGAAAGGAAACCUGAUCUUCUAUGAGUCCGACCUGACAGAAUGUGGCAUCGAUCUGGAAGCAGCCUCAAAGUACUCAGGAGUGUUCACACAGAUCUUUAAAGAGGAGAGAGGGCUGUACCAGGACAAGGUGUUCUGCUUCGUUCAUCUGAGCAUUCAGGAGUUUCUGGCUGCAGUCUACAUGUUCCACUGUUACACCAGCAGGAACCAGAAGGUUCUGGAGGACUUCCUUAGAGAAGAGCGGAAUGAUCUUUAUGUUGCUGCUGAUGAUGAUGAUGGUGGUGAUGAUAACACAGACAUCUCAUCUCUGGAUGUGUUCCUGAAGAGAGUCAUGGAGAAAUCUCUCAGAAGUAAAAAUGGUCACCUGGACCUGUUUGUUCGCUUCCUUCAUGGCCUCUGUCUGGAGUCCAACCAGAGACUCUUAGGAGGUCUGCUGGGUCAGACAGAGAACCGUCCAGAAAUGAUUCAGAGAGUCAUCAACAACCUGAAGGAGAUGGAGAGUGAUGAAAUAUCUCCAGACAGAAGCAUCAACAUCUUCCACUGUCUGAUGGAGAUGAAGGAUCUCUCAGUACAUCAGGAGAUCCAAGAGUUCCUGCAGUCAGAGAACAGAUCAGAGAAGGAACUCUCUGAGAUCCACUGCUCAGCUCUGGCCUACAUGCUGCAGAUGUCAGAGGAGGUUCUGAAUGAGUUGGACCUGGACAAGUACAACACAUCAAAGGAGGGAAGACGGAGACUGAUUCCAGCUGUGAGGAACUGCAGAAAGUUUCGACUUUCUAGCUGUGGACUCUCAGAGAGUCACUAUGAAAUCGUGGCCUCAGCUCUGAAGUCCAACCCCUCCCAUCUGAUAGAACUGGACCUGAGUAGAAACUACCUGCAGGAUUCAGGAGUGAAGCGUCUUUCUGAUGGACUGCAGAGUCCAAACUGUAAACUGGAGACUCUCAGAUUGGAGAACUGCUGUUUGUCAAAGAUCAGCUGUGAUUCUGUGGUCUCAGCUCUGAAGUCCAACCCCUUCCAUUUGGAACAUCUGGACCUGAGUAAGAACUACAAGCUGAAGGAUUCAGGAGUGAUGCAUCUGAGUGGUUUUCUGGAGAGUCCAGACUGCAUCCUGAAGACUCUGAGAUUGGAAGGCUGCAGUUUGUCAGAGAUCAGCUGUGAUUCUCUGGUCUCAGCUCUGAAGUCCAACCCUUCCCAUCUGGAACAUCUGGACCUGAGCUGGAACAAAGAGCUGAAGGAUUCAGGAGUGAAACAUCUGAGUGGUUUUCUGGAGAGUCCAGACUGCAUCCUGAAGACUCUGAGACUGGAGGACUGCAGUUUGUCAGAGAUCAGCUGUGAUUCUCUGGUCUCAGCUCUGAAGUCCAACCCCUCCCAUCUGGAACAUCUGGACCUGAGCAGGAACAACCUGAAGGAUUCAGGAGUGAAACAUCUGUUAGAUCUUGUGGAGAGUCCAGACUGCAGCCUGAAGACUCUGAGAUGGAAGUGAUGCUGAUCAGGACGGUGUUUGUGCUGAGAGGAUGAAGUGUGUCCUGAUGAUCCAGAGGUUGAAGCAGCAGCAGGUAGAGACUCUCACUGGACCAUGUUACUGGGAGGUGGACUGGGAACCAGUGUAAAGUGUGUUGUUAUCACUGUAUAGUUUAGUGUUGCAGCUCCACACUGAAUGAUGGAGAAGUGCAGUUAAUGUUGACAUGAUCCGUUGGAGGUUGAUGUCAGGUUGCAGAGUGUGCAGUAAGUUUCAGGGUGUUUGUGUCAGUGCAGGAUUAUAUUCCAGUUGACUUUCUAUUUCCAGCUGCAGUCAAAAUUGUUGAGCUUCUCUACCUGCAACACAUUGAGCUGAUGAGAACAAAGUGUCCUGGAAACAUGUCAGCUGAAGCCUUGGUGCCCAGAGAGAGUUUAAUGAAGCACAUUGGAGUCAUUUUGAUAACAUCAUGAUGAGGCCACAAACUGAAGAUAAAUCCAGUUUAGUCCUCAAAGGUCCAGAAGCAGCUUGUUUACCUCAGAGUUCAUAUUUAAUCUGAAUAUCCUUGGACCUUUCUGAGCUCCUCACUUCAUUUUCUGUCAUUAAUUUGACAUCAGAUCAUGUUUAUUUUUCUAAUGUAACUUCUGGAAUUAGAUGAGAAAUCUGUCAUUUCACGAAAAAUCUGUCAAACCUCAGAACCAACAUUAUUUUGUUAACUGUCACUAACUGUAUGUAAUUUUAGAAAUAUAUCAAAGCUAAAUUUUACCAUCUCUUAAAUAAAAGGAGGUGUUUGUGAAAUGUGGAUAAAUUUGGUGUAAAAUGUGUCAACAGUUCAAUAUCUUCAGAGAUGGAAACUCUAAGAUUAUUUGAAGUUCCAGGUUUGUAAUGUUCUUUUACAUAAGACGUUUAAUUUCAGUCCUCUUUUUUUUAAAAAAUCAUUUUAUUUAUAUUUCAUGUAUUUCAAACGUGAAAAAUAAACAGUAGAAUGUGUAAAAGUCCAGAUAGUUCUUUCCAGAGUAAAUGCUUGUAUUGCUCUGCUCUGCUCUCUCCAAGAAGAAUCACUUUGAGCUGCUGUGGAGGAAUCCUUUGAGUUCUAAACGCUUCUUUGAUAAACCCUCAGAAAGGUUCUUCAAAGAACCCUUUUCAGGUGUUUAGGUUCCAGUUCUACUCAUCAUUAGGGUUCGAGCGCUACAAGUGCAAGGACCCUAUUGAAACCCAUAGGUUUGCAGUUGUGAGGGCCUAAAAAUACUUCAAAACACAUGUAAAUUGGCACAUAUGUCUGUGCCAUGAAACAUCAAGUGCUGUGUAAAUGCCCUGAACAUGCUCCAAUCUGCCUGAAACUUUACAUGUAUGAUCAGUGUCCUGCCCUGAUCACAUCUAUAAAAAUGAAAUACAUUCACAGUCAUAGCGCCAUCUGCUGGCAACAGGAAAUGUUAUUUUUUACACUUUGAUGUAGCCCAUAUUCAUCUCAAAUGUGGUGACAUAAGUCUGAACACGUUGAUGAUUCCCAGAGAAAUGGUGACUCAUCAUCAAAAGGCGUCUGUGGUUGAUUUGGCCACAAACUGAAGAAAUAUCCUGCAUUAAGGGACAGUGUCAGACCUAAAUACACUUCAGUACAUAUCAUGUUUGAAUGAAUUAAGUUUUAAGAUGAACAGUUUAUUGUGCAGCUGUCAGUUAGAAAUUCAGAAGCUGCAUUGAUCAGUAAAAUAAAUACAUUAGCCUCCAUGAAGAUAAACGGUCACUACACACAAUACCACAAUUUGAUGACGUUUCACCAAAAACUGCUUUUGAAAAUGUUUUUCUUUUUUUUACCAAAGCUGCCAUUUCCUGCUGACCACAAUGAAUGUUAAAAUCUGAUCUGAUUGUUCCAGUAACUGAACCCAUUUACUGUAUAAUAUGACAUGUUAGAUUCAUGUUUUACAAUCAGUCAUCUUGUUUAUUUUCUUGUUAACAUUAUAUGAUAUUGUGUAUUAUUGUUUUGUGUGUGCUAUAUGGUGACACUGCUCAUGUUUUAAAUGCAAUUUUUCUCGUAUCUUCUUA